CCAGCAGUUUAGUCAGUAUCAGUUCCUCAAUCCUCAGUCGACUCUCUACUCUCGAGUUAAACGUGUUCCUUUUUCCGCAAUAUAUAUAUAUAUAAAUCUAUAUAUACAUAUAUUGUUAAACCCAAAAUUCAAAAUCAUGGCGCGAAUCAUAUUACUGAUAUUCACUAGUUUAGCAGUGAUUGAAUUUGCCAAAUCUAAGACAAUUGAAGAACUUUUUCCAUCAGUCAUAAAUAACAGUACAUUGGUUACGUGGAAACUUAUAAAAAAUAAUACAGAAUUAAUUGCUGCAGCGAAUGAUAGUAAAGUUAUGAUGCUGAAAGCUAACGUUUACAUAAAAGCAGAUGGUAAUGUUCCAUCUAUUGAAAACACUACAGAUAAGGGCGAUUUAAAACUUGAUGAUUUCCUCAAAAAAGUUGAAGAAAAACAAAAGGGUGCGAAACUGUACUUCAAAACUAAUGAUAUUUUUAAUAAAAGUAUCGCAAUUGUCAAGGCCUAUGAUACUAAAUUGGUUGGGCAAGUUUGGAUCCAUGCGGAUGUAUUUAAAGGACCAUUUAAGCCAGCUGAUGUGCUACCCGAAGUCGUAGAUCCUACAAAAUUAAUUGAAAAACUAAAUGGUGCUUCUAAUUUUGUCAUAUCUCUUGGAUGGACCUCUAUAGAAGGAAACAUAGACAAAACCUAUGGUGAUAUAAAAUAUACACCAGAAAUGUUUGAUAAAAUGUUGGAACAAAUCAACAAAAUUAAAACAAAUAAUAUGACAAAUGUGAUCAUCUCAGUGAGAGCAGCUUUAGCAGUAAAUGAUAUCGAAGUAAUAAAAACAUUUAUGAAAAAAAAUACUGAUCUAAAAUUGACGAUUUGGUCCAAAGAUGGUGAUUUCGUCAAUGAAGAAAAACUCUCGCAACUGAUUUUGGAUAUAGGAGUUAAUAAAGUUUAUCUCGAUAUACCAAAAACUCUUAUGGAUAAAUUGAAGUUUAUAUCAGUACCUAAUGCUGCACCAUCUUCUUUCUCUUCAAAUAUUGUUUUCACCUUUAUGUCUUCAAUUUUGUCGUUUUUAUUUGUCAUCCGGAUGCUGUGAAGAUAAAGGUGUUAGAAAAUAAGUAUAAAAUUCACAUCAUGAAUGAUGCAGAUGAAGAUUGCUGAUGAUAUGGACGCAUACAUCGGACAACGUCAGUUGCAGAAUAAACGAAAGUUUCAUUACUGAAUGAAAAACCAUCUACUCUCUGCAUUAUUAUUAUGAUUAUUACUAUUAUUAUUAUUAUUUUAUUCUUUUAAAAUAUCUUUCAAUUCUUAACUAACAAAACGAGUAAAUGUAUUCUUUGAAGAAAAUUUCAAUUUCCAAACUUUAUUUAAAUAAUUAAACGAAAUUAAAUAAUUUAAAAAAAAACAGUUGAUUUCUAACAAAAUUAAAUUCUUUUUUAUAUAGUCUAAAUUCUUUAUAAAUAACAUAUUUUAAGGAUUUAAAUUUUAUUUUGUAAAAUUGAAAGAAAUUAUUAAAUGUUUCAUUAGUUUAAAAUUUUUUUUUAUUAAUCUAUUCAUAAUAAAUUCUUUCAUUAAAUGGUGCAAAAUCUUUAAAAAAAAAACUAUUUUUUUAAAUUCUUCUGCAAAAUAUAUCUAUAUGUACUUAUCAGUUUCCAUAAACUUCAAUUCCUAACGACACUGAAAAAAAAAUUUAUUUCACUUUAAUAAUUAAUUAUUUGACAGAAAUAAAUCACUGUUUUCAGUGCGUUAACUUUUCAAAUGUGGUUUGUUCUUAUUAAGACAAAAUAGAAUCAAUGUGAAGUGGGUCAUUUCAAAGACACAUAUAUACAAUUGAAAACAAUUUCAAUUAUAAUAUUAAAUUUUUCAAACUCAUUUAACUUUUCUUUAAUUAAAUUUUCAAAUUUAAAUUAAAUAAAAUUAAUUUUUAGCUUAAAUUUGAAGGUUUAGUUAUAUAUAAAAGAGUAUAAUUAAAUAAAUGUUAAUUUGAAAAAUUUAAUAUUUAAAAAAAAAAUGUUUCAAGAGACGAAUAUAGUACUUAUAAGUGUACAUAAUAUUCAGCCACCUUUCGCUGAACGAACUUAUAUAUUUUCAAACUUUGUGUCCGUUUUCAAAUCUUUCCUUAAUCCAUUUUCAACACACCAGAGACUUACAGAAUUUAUUAAUUAUAAUUAAAAAUAAAAUAGAUCUUAAGGCAAUUACUUGUGUAUCCACGAAUUCGUAAGGUUCCAUUUUUAGAUACUAUAUAAUGAAUAAUUCAUAAGAAAAAAAAUUGUCUCCCCCCCAAUUGUUGUUAAUAUUAUAAAUAAUUUUUCCUCCAUUUCGAGAAAUAUACAAUUUAGAGAUAAAUGAAUUUUGAACCUUACGAAUUUGUGAAAACUAUACUUUAAAUUUGAAUUAGUGAAAAGUGAGCUACUGAUUCAUAUUAGUAAAAAUUUUUACUAAUUUUUAGUAAUAUAUUACUAUUUGAUUUAGUAGUUUUUAAUAUUUUUAUUAAAGUUUUAGUAAAAAGUGACUAAAAAUUAGUGAAAACUAAUUUAAAUUAGUAGCACACUUUUCACUAAUUCAGAUUUAGAGAGAUUGUUAUAUACAUAUUAUAUUAUAAACUUUGAGUUUCUUUAAAUAAUUUGUCAAUCAACUCAAUCAAUCCUUUAAAUUUUAAACUUAAUUUUGAAGUGACUGAUGUGUUUAAACCAUUCCAAUGGAAAAUUUACAAUUUGCAUUUGUUAAAACAUUUCAAAUUGCAAUUUUACAUUAUUUUUGUACUUGAUUAUUACAUAUUAUAUAGUGAUGACUAUUUUUAAAAUACUACAUGAUUGAGAAUUUAGUUUGUAUAAAGUUGAUUCAAUUUACCAACAACUCUGUUAUUAAAAUAAUAAUUAAUGAAAAUUGUUAAAUUACAAAUAAUUUAGUAUUAAUAAAAUGUUAAAAAGUCAAAAUAUUCUGUAAAUGUCAAAUUAUUAUUAACAAUUCAGCACGCUGUGUUUGAUAAUGAAUAAAUAAAGUCAUUUACGAAUUACAAA
Messenger RNA from Leptopilina boulardi, 2996 nucleotides. RefSeq names its product protein FAM151B. Lineage: Eukaryota; Metazoa; Arthropoda; Insecta; Hymenoptera; Figitidae. The transcript has 5 exons. Bases 137 to 1072 code for a protein of 311 amino acids. The record is from RefSeq and is a predicted model, not a curated record.